AUGUCGAAUACGCUGGCGUUGUUCUGGAACCUCGCCGCGACAGAUCGCGAGGCGCGUAUAGAUGCAUCAAAUGAGCUUGUCAAUGCAUUGCUGCAACAAUCUUCAGACUUCGGAAAUGUCGAUGAUACUACGCUGAUGGAAUCACCCCUGUCGGAGCAAGUGACUGACGAUGAAGUGGCUGGCGCUGAACAACGCAUCGACGAUGCCAAUACGCAAGACGUGAGCUAUGCGAUACGACGACUUGUGCGUGGUCUCGCAAGUCCGCGUGAGAAUGCACGCAUUGGAUUCGCUGUGGCAUUGAGUGGGUUAUUGACACACUUAAAGACAGUAUCUGCCAACGAUGUUCUUGUGCUCAUUCUCAAGUAUAGCGUGGUUCAUGGUAACAUGAAUGGUCAAGAAGUACGUGAUCUACAAUUUGCGCGUCUCUUCGGUAUUUAUGCUCUUGUGCGCUCGCGGCUCUUGUAUCGUGCGUACCUAAGCACGUUUCAGCGCGCCUUUCAUAUUUUGAUACAUGUGGCCUCGUACAAGUCCUGGCUCAGUGAGCCAUGCGGAUGGGUCCUAACUGAGCUCGUUGAACCUUUAGCCCGCAAUGAACCUGAUCGCCCAUCUUGGGCUGAUGAUGCCCUCGGAUGGAUCGCUGAUCAACUAAGCUCACAUCGUUCCCUUUCGCCUGAAACAUUGGCGCUCGCCCUUCAACUUACGCACAUGGAUCCCACAAUCAAGCUAGGCGAACGUAUGAUACCACCCUUCAAGACGCCUAAUUUCCUCGCAUCGGCCAACCUGCCUGUCCUUGCGUCUGUGCUCCGCGAAGCUGCACCUAUGCAUUGGCAGCCAGACACACCAGUUCCCAAGGCUGGCUCUUGGUCAACAAAGCUGCCAUUUGUAUGGGAUAAGCUACUGAAUUUGUAUUUGAACGAUAAAAUCCCAGAGGGCGUAGCGCCAUUUGCCGACUUCUUCCGUGUCGUCGUUGACGAGUCGCUCUUUGCUCCGCAAGCAUCGCCAGAGCGCAAAUCAUGGGGGUUUCAGGUGCUUCACCGCACGCUUGCACAUGCAUCUGAAGAUGUACUUCCCUUCUUAUUCACACCUCAUGUCAUGCGCACAUGGGUGAAUCAGCUCUCUGUUCCUGACCGCUUGCUUCACAGCAUGGCGCAAAAAACAGUCUCGCUUGUAGGAGAAGCGGUGAAGCGUAGUCCCACGGCGGGUAUCGCCCUAGUGACACAACUUACGGGUGAGCAUGGCCGCCAGAACUUUGAUCGUGUAACACAUACCAAAACCAUCGAGUCAAUUCUUUCGUCCCUUGAUGAAGAAGGCUUACAGCGUUACUUGGCAUAUCUUCGAGUCAUUAUAUAUGCACCUACCUCUGCCGCCCCCGAGGACGCAAAAGGCAUUGCAAUGCAGCGCCAAAGCGCUUGCGAUCAAAUGCUGGGACUUGUCCGCAGCCAUCUUGUGCAGUCUUCGAGCGGCUGGGUACGUGAUGUGCUGAUCUUUUUUGCUGGACAUGGCUACUACGCUGUUAAGAACCCCGUAAAAGGACCAUGGAGUGGUAUUCUGCAGGUACCCACUGUGCCAUUCACUGAUGCUCUUCGGGAAGUAUGCCGCUCUAGACUCCAGGCAUGCCUUAUUGAGCUAAGCGAGCCAGAUGAGCGUGGCACACCAUGGUCUUUGGCCGUGAUGGAUAUGCUUGAUACCAUGGAGAAAGAUCACAAACAUUUUACCACGACGGCUAGGCCAAUCGCGCAGGAAAGAAUUCAGCACGCUAAGAGCAUGCUACACCAGAUGCGAAAUGCAUCCAAGAAAGAAAAGAAUGAGACACGUAAGUUGCAUUUACGUGCAUUCGAAAUUCUUCUUGCGUCCGUUAUUUUGGUAACCUUUGAGGAUGGCGAUGAUGCACCUGAUAUGGUUGAUUCUGUUGUCGAUGCAGCCAAGCUUCUAUUUUUUGACGACAAGGCAUCGCAGCGUGAAAUGGAUGGGAUGGAACUACUUACCGAUGCACUUAUUGGUCUGCUAGAGAUCUCGUCUGCCUUUUUGCGAUCCAUGACGAUUCAGGUGUUUUCUGCUUUUAGCAGUUCUAUGACCCGAGACAGCUUAAACCACCUUGUUGAUCAGCUCGGUAUGGGCGAAAACGAAGAUGCAGAGGAUGAUGAGAUAAAAGAAGACGAGGAAGACGACGGAGACGAGGAGGAAGAAGAAGAAGCUGAUGAUGAUGAUGAUGAUGACGAAGAUGACGAAGAUGACGAAGAAGAGGGAGAUGAAGAAGACAUGGACGACUCUGAUGUGGAUCCUGUUCUUCGCUCACGCGUUGAAGAAGCCUUCCGGUCUACCGGCAUGAUGGAUGACGAUGACGAUGACGACGACGACCAAGAUGCCGUUAUGGAUGACGACCAGAUGGCUCAACUUGAUGACAAGCUGGCCGAAAUUUUCCAACAGCACACGUCGUCGAAGCGUAAAGAACGUGAAUGGAUCCAACGCGACACGGCCUUGUUUCACAACAAGAUUCUUGAUCUUCUAGACAUAUACGCCAAAGAACAAAGCGGCAAUAUUCUUGUUCUCCGUCUUGUCACGCCCCUUUUGGCACUGGCGCGCGGUUCUGGCGACACGAGUCAGCAAGUGGCCAAUCGCGCGAGUCAGAUUCUUCGGCAGCGUCUUUGCAAGUCGAAGGACCUACCGCACGGAGAUCACUGGGACGUGGAUGAAGUCGUCAGUGAGCUCAAAGAUACACAUGAGCUCUUGCGUACGUCCCAAGAUGCCAAGCUCGCAGACUUGGCAGCUGCCGUGAGUCAUUUGUAUACCAAGGUACUUGUUCGUCAUGGGCACGUCCAUGCAACAGUAGAUGUCUUCAAGACUACGCUUGAUGAUUUUUUGGAGCGCAAGUCGUCCCCCAUCCGUCCGGCUUUUUUGAUCGAAGCGAUUCGGCGAUACCCCGAACUAAGCUGGGGCUUGCGCCAUGCGUUGCUGCAAGGCUGCCGCGUCUCCAAGGCGGCACGCGCCUUCCGACAAGUUCAAGUGUUCACCAUGCUUCAAGUCUUGCUGCAACAGCAGCAGCAUGAAGACAUGCGCCAAGCGAACAUGGAGGAGAUCCUGUCUUUUAUCGAGCAUGUCCGUGCUGUGGUGCUGGAAACGGUCCAAGCAGCUGUUGCACAGGGUGAUGAUAAUGCAGGGAGCCUGAAUUCUCAACGUCUCAAAGAUGUGUUGCGCUUUAUUCUUCAGAGUGUGCGUAUCACUCUGCGAAUCACCGAUGGUCAGAUGUCUCAAGCGCAUGCAUGCUGGCCCCCGGCAGAACUGACCAACAUGUUGGAACGCUUGCAACAGUCGGAGCGCUUCAAGAACUCGACAUCACUGCACAGUAUUUUGAAGGAGGCACACAGUUUGUUGUGUAAGGAUAGCACGAACAUCAAGAAGAAGCGCUCUGCCACAGAGUCUGCACCUGGCAAGCGAGCCAAGGCUCGCCAUACGUAG
Molecule: messenger RNA, 3456 nt
Organism: Malassezia restricta
Lineage: Eukaryota; Fungi; Basidiomycota; Malasseziomycetes; Malasseziales; Malasseziaceae
Product: DNA polymerase phi
Exons: 1
Coding region: 1-3456 (1151 amino acids)
Biological process (GO): regulation of DNA-templated transcription
Cellular component (GO): nucleolus
Molecular function (GO): rDNA binding; transcription factor binding
Source: RefSeq, a predicted model, not a curated record